Molecule: messenger RNA, 1862 nt
Organism: Nicotiana attenuata
Lineage: Eukaryota; Viridiplantae; Streptophyta; Magnoliopsida; Solanales; Solanaceae
Product: protein HGV2
Exons: 6
Coding region: 110-1534 (474 amino acids)
Biological process (GO): CENP-A containing chromatin assembly; DNA replication-dependent chromatin assembly
Cellular component (GO): nucleoplasm
Molecular function (GO): histone binding
Source: RefSeq, a predicted model, not a curated record
AUUUUACAUUUUUGCGCCAUACGGGGUUUAUGGGGGUUCAAAAAAGAGGGGAAAACGGGGGUUUAUAAAGUUUCCGCUAGGAGUUGCUAAUUCUAAUCGAAGGUGAAUUAUGGCUGAGGAAGUAGCAAAUUCAGAAACAACAAGCCCUACGGCGGAGCAGAACCAGAACUCGGUGAAUGCCACCAUCGAAUCAGGGUUUCAGGGAGGUACAGAAUCGACUUGCAACAAUAAUAAUGCUGAGAGUUCUGCGGUCACUUCUGAUGGUGACCGCGAAAAAUCGCUGGAGUACGCCGAUGAGCUAACAGAGAAAGGUGCUAAGGCCGAUAAAGAUGGAGAUUAUGGAGAGGCCGUUGAAUGCUAUAGUCGUGCCCUAGAAAUCCGGGUUGCACAUUUUGGUGAACUUGCUCCUGAAUGUAUCAAUGCAUACUAUAGAUAUGGGCGUGCUUUGCUGUACAAAGCUCAGGAUGAGGCUGAUCCUUUGGUUUCUGUGCCUAAAAAGGACAGCGAGUCUCAACAAGAUUCUAACAGAGACGGUUCUGUUAAGAGUGCUGUUAGUUGUGAAUCUUCUGUUGCUUCUAUCUCAAGUACUGAUGAACCAGGUGGAAGCUCAAAUGGAAAGGAGAAAGAGGAAGAUGAUGCUGCAGAGGAAAAAGACAAGGAAGGAGAUGAAGAUGAAGAAAGUGAUGCUGAGGAUGUGGCUGAAGGCGAUGAGGAUGAAACUGACCUGGAUUUGGCCUGGAAACUGUUAGAUGUUGCAAGGGCAAUUGCUGAAAAGCACUCUGGUGACACAAUGGAAAAAGUGGAUGUAUUAUCAGCUUUGGCUGAGGUAGCCUUGGAAAGAGAGGAUCUUGAAACUUCCCUUAGUGAUUACCUGAAGGCAUUAUCCAUUUUGGAACGCUUGGUUGAACCUGACAGUCGCCAUAUUGCUGAGCUCAACUUUAGGAUAUGUUUAUGUCUGGAAAUUGCUUCUAAGCCUCAGGAAGCCAUACCAUACUGCCAAAAAGCUGUUUCGACUUGCAAGUCGCGGCUACAGAGGCUCACCGAUGAAAUAAAGCUUUUGUCAGAAUCAACAGAAAGAUCAGCUACUAAUGUAGAUCAGAUUGCGAGACAAUCCUCCAGUGCAUCACAGUCCGACUCUGUAUCUGCUAAAGAAACAGAGAUUGAAACGCUCACAGGUCUAUCUGCAGAAUUGGAGAAGAAGCUUGAAGAUUUGCAGCAGUGCAUGUCAAAUCCAUCAUCUAUCCUCUCAGAUAUUAUGGGACUGGUUUCUGGGAAAGCAAGAAGUCCGGAAAAAGCUGCUUCUUCUAUAGCUGUGAGCUCUUCACAGAUGGGUGCUGCUACCAGUGGUAGUGGAGGUUUUGACUCCCAAACCGUUUCCACUGCCCACACAAAUGAGGCAGCUGGAGUGACUCAUCUAGGUGUAGUGGGAAGAGGAGUCAAGAGGGUGCUGCUAAACACAACUACAGAGUCUAGUCCAAUGAAAAAGCCUGCAUCUGAGCCGCCAUCAAAUAGUGCAGAUGGCAGUGCCUCGUAAAGAAUGUAUUAUUGUUGCUGUGAUGAAGUAAUCUUUAACAUACAAAGAUUGUUAGCUGGGAAUUCUGUUGUAAGAUGGCAUCAGUUUAUGUCCUGUUCUUGAUCACGUAUGCCUUAGUGGCUAUUCUGUAUCUGUUGCUUUAUUCUUUGCAGUUGUAUGCUCUUCAGAUAGUCUACUGAGACUCAGAAGUUGAACACUUAUUUGAAUGAGAUGUUAACUUUGUUGGAAGACCAGUAACUGAACUAGUUAACAGUUAUUCACUACCUAGACUACUGGGUGCUGAUUAACCGUCAUGGCAAAUAACAAGUCUUACACUCUGUUUGGAUCA